Molecule: messenger RNA, 1889 nt
Organism: Polistes canadensis
Lineage: Eukaryota; Metazoa; Arthropoda; Insecta; Hymenoptera; Vespidae
Product: sodium channel protein Nach-like
Exons: 5
Coding region: 98-1447 (449 amino acids)
Biological process (GO): sodium ion transmembrane transport
Cellular component (GO): membrane
Molecular function (GO): ligand-gated sodium channel activity
Source: RefSeq, a predicted model, not a curated record
GAUAGCAGUAACAGGAGUAACGGGUAAUACUCUUCUUCGAUUUCGCGAAAGAAGAAAUGAAAGUGAUUGCUUUUAAGAAGGCUUUUCGAAUAACAACAUGAAGUACAAUUAUUUACCUCCGUUAUCGUAUAUGCGAAAUAGUUUCAAACGCAGAUCGAAGGAAUAUCUUUUAGAAAGUAGUUUACAUGGUGUACCAUACUUUGCCGAUCCUACUCGUCCAAAAUUGGAGAGAGGACUAUGGUUUUUGUUAACGAUAGCGUCGAUCGUCGCAACUAUCAUCACGAUUAAGAUCAUUUGGGAUAAGUUCCAAAAUAAUCCAACUUUAACUGAAUUAGAUGACCACGUGGACGAAGCGAAAAUAUCAUUCCCACAAAUAUUUCUCUGUUUUGAAGGAAAUCAAUUAAAUUUGUCUGGUAUUAAUAAUCUUGAAAAAAAGUAUUAUGUCCAAAUAUACGAAUGGAUGUGGAACGAAAAGAUAAACGAUGAAACGAAAGAAACCUUGUCCGGUAUGACAAAUUUCCGCAAUGUCUUUCAACGAUUGACACCUCGAUGCGAUUCUAUAUUAAAUAAUGCUAUUUUCACAAAUAAGAGACAUAGUCGGGGAAAGGAUUUUAAAAAGAUUGUCACACCUGCUGGAGUAUGUUGCAAAUUUAAUUUCUCUAAGCUCAUAGUGCACGAAGAUAUGCCAUUUGAAUUUCAUGUGAAAUCUCUCUUGUUUCCACUAAAACUUUAUGUAGCAGACAAGUUCGACAUAGGACCUAGUCGUAACAUUAUGCCUCACAUCAAGCUUAGAAAACCUUCAUUUAUGCAGCUUGACGUAUUUCAGACUUACGUAACUCCGGAUUUCCAAAUGUUAUCGGAUUUUCAAAGACAAUGCCAUUACCGCAGAAAGCAAUGGUCUUACAAUAAUUGUCAAUUGCGUUGCCGAAUUAAGGAUAUAUCGAAAAAAUGCAAUUGUUUACCAUGGUUUUUGAUUAAGAAAGGAGUCAAAGAAUGUUCGCUCGACGAAUAUUCUUGUUUAACGAAGGUAUAUGACAAUUACAUAGAUUGUAAGUGCAUAUUACCAUGUAAUUUUACAGUAUAUCGAUUAUUGGGAACGAAAGAGGGCUUCGUGAACGAUACGCUCAAUUUAUCACCGACCAAAAUUACUUUAAACUGGCCUAACAUGUUAUUUCGUAGAGAAGUUCGUUUUGGUUAUAUGGACUUGGUGGUCAGUUUUGGUGGUAUAGCUGGAUUGUUUUUAGGUUACUCCUUAUUGUCUACUUUUGAAUUGUUCUAUUAUUUAAGCUUCCGUACGUAUUGCGGAGCUGUAUUAGACUCGUCACGAAAAAGUCAUAAUAUUGUUAAUGUUCGUUCGAAAAAAAUUACAUGUACAAAUCGGCUACUUAAGUCAGACAUCAAGUUUAUAUUUUAUAAUAACUUUGAUCACGAUCAAAAAUCUUAUUAAAAGUAGGGCAUUAAUUGGGGUCUAUUUUAAUUAUUUAAUUAUUAACAAAAAGAAAAGUAAUGUAUCAUUUUGUAUUGUGAUAAUCGCCGGUAUUUAAGCCGCUUGCCUUGUAAUGUUGCUCAAGAAUGCAAGAGAGGAAAAAUGUUUGGUGGUUGGUUUACGUAAAUAAUGGUUUGAACAAAAUAUAUUUGAAUAUUAAAAGUAAAGUAUUAAUACUUUUAAAGGGAGAGUAGAAUCAAUUAGCUAUAAAGCGAUUUUGAUAGCAGCAAAUAGUGAUUAAUCAAUGAGGAGAUAAUUAUGCAAGUGUUAAUAUCAGUAACUAAUAGAUUUUAUAAUCUACCAAUCAUUGCAUGUGAUUAUACCAGACAUAUUAUAAUACGUUAAAUAAAAGUAAUAAAAAUAUCUCAUUUUCCUCGAGCACUAAUAAAAAGACAUUUGAAUA